Molecule: messenger RNA, 1332 nt
Organism: Amyelois transitella
Lineage: Eukaryota; Metazoa; Arthropoda; Insecta; Lepidoptera; Pyralidae
Gene: Nf-YB
Exons: 5
Coding region: 243-815 (190 amino acids)
Biological process (GO): regulation of transcription by RNA polymerase II
Cellular component (GO): CCAAT-binding factor complex
Molecular function (GO): protein heterodimerization activity; RNA polymerase II cis-regulatory region sequence-specific DNA binding; DNA-binding transcription activator activity, RNA polymerase II-specific
Source: RefSeq, a predicted model, not a curated record
CUCGCUUCGCUUCAUUUCAUUCAUUAUUUAUAUUUCAUUUCAUUCGACACUUGAGUAAAUAAAUAAAAUAUAAAAAAAAGAAAAUUAACACCAUAUAAGUAAACAUUUACCGUGUAUCCGAGAGCUUCUUUAAUUAUAUUUCACUUCUUUUUAUCCUGUCUAAAUAUCAUAAUUUCCCAUCUACGAUAAGUGGAAGAACAGUUUCUUGAUUUUGUGGUUUCCAAUUUUAUAAGGCUAAGAAUAUGGAUAACGAAGAGCUUGGGGGUGAUAUGGUGAGAUUGGACAAUAGUUUCCUGGUUGAUGACGAAACCUACGUUGUACAUUCGGAUGAUGUUCUAGAGGAAGAAAACAAUUCUGAUUCCAAUUCCGGAGUAGUGUGUAAAAAUGUUCCACUACGGGAACAGGACAGGUUUCUGCCAAUCGCCAACAUAGCAAAGAUUAUGAAAAGGGCCAUUCCUGAGAAUGGAAAGAUAGCAAAAGAUGCCAGAGAAUGUGUCCAAGAGUGCAUAUCUGAAUUUAUUUCUUUCAUUACUAGUGAAGCAAGCGACCGGUGUCAGGUUGAGAAACGGAAAACGAUCAACGGUGAAGAUGUUCUGUUUGCUAUGAACGCUCUCGGCUUCGACAAUUAUGUGGAACCCUUGAAAUUAUACCUGAAGAAGUUUAGAGAAACUGCCUUGUCACCUGUUACACUUCACAAACUAAAUAAAACAAUUGUAGUGUAUAGUGAGGAUGAUGCAUGUUGUACUACUGCCACUUCAGCAGAGGUGGAGAGCGACGCAGCGCAAGCGGAAGCAGACUUUGUGUUCUAUGCUUAAAGGACAUAAGUUCUAUGUGUGACACAUACAAUGGACUGUUAAUGUACUAUGUGUACACAUACAACGGACUAACAAUACAUUAAGAUAAGUGAAGUGAGUUUAUCGUAUUUUGGUAUGAAAAAGUAAUGUAUUUAAUUUCACCGUCGAAAUAAUCCAGCCCCUUAAAUUAUUCUGUAGCGAUUAUUUUUGUAUGUUUUCUGGAUUUUAGAAUUGGAUCAGAUUUGCCUAAAUUUUGUCUUAGUUUAAACAGUUAUUUAUUUUGUAAAAAUUACCUAAAUAGUGGGUUUGACAAAUUGCAUAUCUUUAAUUCUGCAUUGAAAUAAAACAUGGCCAAACUUAAAAUUAAAAGUGAUAGUUUUUUUAUUUAUUUUCAGUGAUUAUGAAUAAUUAUUUAGACAUUGAAACGUAACAUUUUUUUUGUUAAGAUGAAAAUGUUAUUCUAAUGGCUAUGUUGUUAUUUUACCACAUGCCUUAUAUAGAUCAAGAAAUUUUGUAUUAAAUACUACUAAAGAAUGAA